AUGGAGGACACCGGAGCCCCCCUGCUCUGCUUCCCUAGCAUCAACUCCUCCUGCCGCCGCCGGCUGCUGCGGCCUCACUCUGAGACCACGCUCCUCUAUGCCCUGGUGGCCUCUGCCUCUCUGCUCACUGUGACGCUCAACCUGCUCGUCAUCAUCUCCAUCUCUCACUUCAGGCAGCUGCACAGCCCGACCAACACGCUGCUCCUGUCCCUGGCAGUGAGCGACCUGAUAGUGGGGCUGCUGGUGAUGCCCAUCGAGAGCCUGCAUUACACUGAGAUGUGCUGGCUGCUGGGGAGCUUCAUGUGCGCUCUCGCUCCUUAUCUGUCCUUCUGCCUGAUCUCCGUCUCAGUGGGCAACAUGGUGCUCAUAUCCAUAGAUCGCUACAUGGCCAUCUGUGACCCACUCCUCUAUUCCUCUAAGAUCACACUGACUAAGGUUAGGAUUUCAGUGACAAUAUGCUGGGCCUGCUCUAUCAUCUACAACGGCCUGAUUCUAAUGGACCACAUCACGUGGCCGAACAGGUUCAGCUCCUGCCAUGGAGAGUGUGUGGUGGUUAUUAGCCACCUCUCAGGCACCGUUGACCUCUUUGUUACAUUUGUGGGGCCCUGCUGUGUCAUGAUUGGUCUGUAUGUGCGGGUGUUUGUGGUUGUUGUUUCUCAGGUGCGUUUGAUUCGCUCACACAGAAGAACAACAACAACAACAGCAGCUGCGGCUGCAGCAGCGGCGGCGGCUGCCAGUCAGAAAAAGGCCCCAACUGCUAAGAUAUCAGAGAGGAAGGCAGCCAGGACUCUUGGGAUUGUGAUGGCUGUGUUUCUAAUUAGCUUCUGCCCGUAUUACUACCCGUCUUUCACAGGUCAGGACAUCUCAUACACCCUGUCCUACAUUGCCGGUGUGUCCUAUGUGAUGAUGAUGAACUCGUGCAUGAACCCGUUGAUUUACGCUCUCUUCUACCCGUGGUUUAGAAAAGCCAUCAAACUCAUCGUGACGCUUGAGUUUCUGAAGCCUCACUGCAGGGACAUCAAGUUUCUGUAGACAUUUUCUUGUACAGCAUAGUUUGUGAGGACACAUACAGACAUAACCCUAUUGUAACUUUAACCAUCACAACUAAUAACCUAAAUCAGGCCAAUUUUUUCCGACUUACACGAAAUGUCCUCACUUCCUGUAGUUUAAAGGUUUUCUUGGUCCCACAGCUCAAAAACUCUAAUUCCAAAUAUUGAAAUUACUUCUCUUUUUUGUUGAUAUUUAUUGAAUUUGUGUGUCAUGCAAUGAAGCGCCUCAUGGAUUGACAAGAUACCAAACAUAUUAUCAUUUCAAAUAAUGAAACAAAAGUUAAAUCCUAAAACUUUUUUUUUCUGUAUUAUAGUACAUCUUUAUUUUCUGAACCUACUCUUUGCUUUUUCUUUCACGUAAUAAUCGAACUUUGAAUUA
Molecule: messenger RNA, 1428 nt
Organism: Solea senegalensis (Senegalese sole)
Lineage: Eukaryota; Metazoa; Chordata; Actinopteri; Pleuronectiformes; Soleidae
Product: trace amine-associated receptor 13c-like
Exons: 1
Coding region: 1-1032 (343 amino acids)
Biological process (GO): G protein-coupled receptor signaling pathway
Cellular component (GO): membrane
Molecular function (GO): trace-amine receptor activity
Source: RefSeq, a predicted model, not a curated record